CACUAAAUACCUCCUGGUUUGUGGCAGGUGACUCUUACACCUUGCUUAAGCCGGAGAAGUCAAACUACAAAUGGGGGACGUUUUGGCACCUUGUCCCCGAAACCCUGCUUCCUCAGGGCUUCAGGGUACACGUGCCUUAGCUCUCUCAGGGCAUCCUUGCCUGUGGUAGAUAUAACUCAUUAAGUUUUGUGUUACUCUGAUUAGCUUCUGUGGCUGCCUUUUUGCCUUCUGUCACGUUUGUUUUAGUCGAUGCAGGCCAAAAAUAUCUCAGACCAGUGUAUUUGGGGGAAAAACUGGUUCUGGCACCUGCCUGUAACAUCUGCUGGAAUGGGAUGGCCUCCCACCCCAUGUGUACAGUUCAAACAGCACGAUGUUCCUGGUUGGACUUUCGGGUGGAAUCGCGUCGGGGAAGAGCACGGUCGUGGCCAUCCUCCGGGAACUGGGCUGUGCCGUGAUUGAUGCUGAUGUUAUUGCCAGGGAAGUGGUGCAGCCCCACUUGAAGGCCUAUCAGCAGAUAGUGCAUUACUUUGGCACCGAGAUCCUCUUGGAGAGCGGAGAGAUAAAUCGCGAGGCUCUAGGAAACAUUAUCUUCUCCCACCCGGAGAAACGGCAGCUGCUGAACUCCGUCACCCACCCUGAGAUCCAGAAGGAGAUGCUGAAGCAGGUCUUGAAAUACUUUGUGCUAGGCUACCGCUACGUGGUCCUCGAUAUCCCUCUGCUCUUUGAGACCAACAGAUUGACCAAGUUUAUGAAACACACGGUCCUGGUUUAUUGCGACCCGCGGACGCAGCUGUCGCGGCUGAUGAAGAGGAAUGGGCUGUCCCGGGCCGAGGCCGAAGCACGCGUCGCCUCCCAGCUGCCGCUGGACAAGAAGCUCAAGUUAGCGAGUCACGUCAUCGACAACUCCGGCGACCGCGAGAGCACGCGCCGGCAGGUCCUGCGGCUGCACGCCCAGCUGGAGGGUUCCCUGGACUUCCUCUGGGCACGGCUGGCGGUGGGCACGGCCGUGGCCGGGCUCGGAGGGCUCGUCUACUUCCUCCUCCGGCAUUUUGUCUCUUAAUUCACCUUUUUCUUAGAGCGUUUCUUCUUUUGUCUUCUAAGGGCCUGGAUUUCCAGGUUUGAAAAGGGCAGUGAAAGGCCGCCUGUUUUAAUGAGCUUUGCCGGCUGAAUGCAGACAGUAAGAUGAGGCAUCUCCUUGCAGACUUCCCAAGGUGAAUGUGAGGGUUUUUUUGCAGCACCGUCUCCCAACUGCUUGCUUUAACUUCGUGCGCAGGUCCUUACGGAUCAGCCGUGUCCGUGGGGCGGGAUUGCUCCGGGUGCCCGGCUGCUGCCCGCGAGGGGAGCGAGGCCCUUGUUGUCCCUGGGCUGAGCUGCACGGCCGGACUUCAGCCCGGGGUGAGUUUAGGCACUUGGAAGUCUUCCAGGAGAAUCUCUUUAGUGGGGGAAUACGUGGACUCUCGAGUCCUUUUGCUGCUACCGGCUGUCCCCAGGUUGUCCCCUCCUAGCCGUCGGCCCUGGCUAAUCUGAGUUUAGAUGCAAGAUAUCCUCUUCGUCAACGGGGAUUUAAUGGAAAGGCCUUAAAUCUGUCCACGGGGGACAGAUGAUACAUCAUCUCACGAGGACUAGGUGUUCAGCUGACAACUCGCGGUCCCUCCAGCCCUGUAUUUCUGCCGCUGCUGCCUAAGUAAUCGUAGGAUCGUUACUCCCGGGCCAUCCCCUGCCAAAGGCGGGCGAUGCCGUGGGUCGCUGAGGGUGCGGCGCAUCCUUGGCGGGGGCUGAGCCCUGGGACCUGCCUCGGAGAAACGCGUUUGCUGCUGUUUGAGGUUUUUUUUUCCUUCAGCGGUUCCCUGGGGGAGAGCGCGAGUCUGGACGAAGCGGGUGCUGGCUCUUCACGGUCUUUUUUAAUAAAGUGCUAAACAGCA
This is a messenger RNA of Dromaius novaehollandiae (emu), 1922 nucleotides long. RefSeq names its product dephospho-CoA kinase domain containing (gene DCAKD). Gene Ontology annotation, biological process: coenzyme A biosynthetic process. The record is from RefSeq and is a predicted model, not a curated record. Gene Ontology annotation, molecular function: ATP binding; dephospho-CoA kinase activity. Bases 371 to 1060 code for a protein of 229 amino acids. Lineage: Eukaryota; Metazoa; Chordata; Aves; Casuariiformes; Dromaiidae. The transcript is spliced from 5 exons.